CCGCCGCGGCCAUGCCAGGGCGCUCCGGACAAGGCCGCCUGCGGCUCCCGUUCCUGCUGCUGCUGUUCUCCGCCUGGGCGCAAGGGAAAGGCAAGCAGGUGCUUGACGAUAUGGACCAGGUGCGCAUGACCUCUGAAGGCUCCGAUUGCCGCUGCAAGUGUAUUUUGCGACCUCUCAGCAAAGAUGCCUGCAGCCGCCUUAAGGAAGGCAAGAUGCGAGUGGAGGACUUCUACACAGUAGAGACAGUCAGCUCAGGCACCGACUGCCGUUGUUCCUGUACUGCCCCACCAGCAUCGCUCAAUCCCUGCGAGAAUGAAUGGAAGAUGGAGAAGCUCAAGAAGCAGGCACCUGAGCUCCUCAAGCUGCAGUCAAUGGUUGACCUUCUGGAGGGUACCCUAUAUAGUAUGGACAUGAUGAAAGUGCAUUCAUACAUCAACAAGGUGGUCUCACAGAUGAACACUCUUGAGGAGACCAUCAAGACCAACCUGAGCCGGGAGAAUGACUUCAUGAAAGAGAGCGUCCUGCAUCUAAGCAACCAGAUGAAGCGGUAUGAGAACUAUUCCGAUAUUAUGAUGGGCAUCAAGAAGGAACUCUCCAGCCUGGGAUAUCAGCUGCUGCAGAAAGAUGCAGCUGCUGUGCCUGAGACCAAAGCACAGGAAACAUCUGGAGGAAAAGAGAGGGACAAUGGUGGGAAGUACUCUGGCACUCGGAAGAACCAGGGGGACAAGGCUGUACUGAAGUCUCCCAAGGAGAAGCCACCCAAACCAGAGAAGCCACCCAAACCGGAGAAGCCAAGAAAGGAAAGCGCAAAGGGGCGGCAGGGACCAUCACAGCCCACUUCCAAGCCCAGAUCCUCAGGGCACCAGCAAACUGUUAUCCGAGGUGUCACUUACUACAAGGCUGGACAUCAGGAAGAAGCAGAGGGGCUGGUGAGCAACCGUGAGAACCCUAUGAAUGGAGAACAGCAGAUGGAGCGGCAAGAAGGCAAAGACCCUACACUCCAACCAGUUCAGGAGGCACAGACCAGGGCUUGGGAAACCUCUGCAACAAGUCCCAGCACUACUGGACGUCCCAGCACCAGCAGCACUUGGCCUGCUAUUACAAGCACUCCAAAGCCACCAAGCACUGCUGCUCCCACUGAGGGGCCCGAAACCCCCAACCGUGUGCGUGAGGCAACGUGUGAAGGUACACUGGAAUCGGUGGAGGCUCCUGAGAAGCACCACAGCUAUGGACGCAAUGAAGGAGCUUGGAUGAAGGAUCCAGUCGCCAAAGACGACCGCAUCUAUGUCACCAACUAUUACUACGGAAACAGUCUGGUGGAAUUCCGCAACCUGGACAACUUCAAACAAGGGCGUUGGAGCAAUUUGUACAAAUUGCCCUACAACUGGAUUGGGACAGGCCAUGUGGUUUACCAGGGAGCUUUCUACUACAACCGGGCCUUCACCAAGAACAUCAUCAAGUAUGACCUGCGGCAACGCUAUGUGUCAGCCUGGUCCUUGUUGCAUGAUGUGGUCUAUGAGGAUACCACACCAUGGAAAUGGCGGGGCCACUCAGACAUCGACUUUGCUGUGGAUGAGAGUGGCCUGUGGGUGAUCUAUCCUUCCGUGGAUUAUGACUAUUCCCAGCAGGAGGUAAUUGUGGUGAGCAAGCUGGACCCUGGUGAUCUGUCCAUCCGCAGGGAGACCACAUGGAAAACGGGCCUCCGGCGUAACUCCUAUGGGAACUGCUUCAUCAUCUGUGGCAUCCUCUAUGCUGUGGAUGUGUAUGAUGCUAAGGAAGGGCAGGUGACCUACGCCUAUGAUACCCACACAGACACUGAAGCUAAUCCUAAAUUGCCUUUCAUUAAUGAGUUUGCAUUCACCACCCAAAUCGACUAUAACCCUAAGGAGAAAGUCCUCUAUGCCUGGGACAAUGGCCACCAGGUCACCUACAGACUGCACUUUGUUGCCUGAGUGCUUGUUCCUCCCUUGCUGCCCAACAGAACGUCUGCUGGGAUAAAGCCUCCUCCCUAUUCCAAUACUGGCAAGUAGCCCCAGAUGGAGAACUAGUCCCAGGACCAUUCAUGAGUUAAAGGCCAUGCCAUGGAGUGAGGCCAUCCGUGGCCUUCUUGGAAAAAUCCAAAGAGCUCUCUGGUGAUCACCUUUUUCAACAUGCUGAAGGGGAACAGCAGGAGGGAAAGAAGCAUCUUGCUGAAGAGACAUGUUUUACUCUUUCCUUUGUUAAGCCUCUCACAGUGAACGCUUGCUCAUUCCCUCUGUCCUGCUAAGAUAUUGUGCUUCUGCAUUUUACAGGGCAGGAAGUAGGCAGCAAUGGACAACAGGUGAUAGUGAUGCAAUGUUGAAUUCCACAGACUGGAUCUAGGGUAAUGCCUACUAGUUCCUGCUCAAGUGUGGUGUUGUGACCUAGGCCACCCAUUAUAACCAUGUACCUGUCCCCUUUCAUUGGGCCAACCUACUUGUGACUGUGGGGUUGUUCAUGUUGAGCAAUACAGAUCCUGGUGAUCAGAUGUCUAUCCAAAGUGCAGGAAGAGAGAAUGUA
This is a messenger RNA of Gekko japonicus, 2538 nucleotides long. It is a transcript of the gene OLFML2A, whose product is annotated as olfactomedin like 2A. NCBI's taxonomy places the organism in Eukaryota, Metazoa, Chordata, Lepidosauria, Squamata, Gekkonidae. Bases 12 to 1952 code for a protein of 646 amino acids. The record is from RefSeq and is a predicted model, not a curated record. Gene Ontology annotation, biological process: signal transduction. The transcript is spliced from 8 exons.